CGGUGCUUCCGACAUUAGCUCCCGAAGCCCCGCCAUCCCCCGGCUUGGCUCUCUCCCCGACUCCAGCGCGGGAACAUCGCGGCGCGGUGCUUACGGCCCCUCGGCUUGGAGAGAAGCCCGCCUGCCCGUUCUGCCAGGAUGGGGCUGCAGCUCGGCAAAACGCGCGCCGCGCCUCUGGCUCUGGCUCUGCUGGGCCUUUGCUUCGCUAUGGCGGUCAAGUCGGUGCCCCUCGCCGAUGCUGGACCGCACGUCAACUACGGCUGGGGGGAACCUAUCCGGUUCAGGCACCUUUACACGGCCAGCCGGCACGGGCUGUUCAGCUAUUUCCUGAGGAUCCACGACGACGGCCGAGUGGACGGCGCUGCUAGUCAGAGUCGACACAGUUUGCUGGAGAUCCGAGCAGUAGCGCUUCGCACUGUGGCUAUCAAGGGCGUGCACAGCUCUCGCUACCUGUGUAUGGAAGAAGAAGGCAGGCUGCACGGGCUGCUAAUAUAUACUACAGAGGAUUGCUCCUUUGAAGAGGAGAUACGUCCAGAUGGCUACAACAUCUACAAGUCAAAGAAAUAUGGAAUAUUGGUGUCCUUAAGUAAUGCCAGGCAAAGACAACAAUACAAAGGAAAAGACUUUCUUCCACUGUCUCAUUUCCUACCUAUGAUGAACACUGUACCAUUGGAAACUACAGGUUUUGGAGAAUAUGGUAAUUCCAGGCAGUAUUUGGAAUCUGGUAUUUUCAAUCAACCAGUUGAAACUGACAGCAUGGAUCCCUUUGGUAUCACUUCUGAAGUAUCAUUAGUACAAAGUCCUAGUUUUGGUUAGUAACUUGGGUUCCUUUGAUUAGACUUUAUAGAGGUGGUAUCAAGAGGUUAGGAUUAUAUUUCUUGAAGUGGUACUUAAAACAUGAAAAACAUGUAUAGAUCUGGUACCACCUUAAGCAAUACUAAUUCCAAGAAAGCUACAUUCACUCACUCUUUGUCUCUCACACGCAAAGUACUUAGAAAAGUUCUUACUAAAAGUUUUAUUUAGGAAUGACAAAAAUUCAAAGCCUACAGAAUUUCUUUUGCUUUGGAAGAUCUUUGGAAAGAAAAACCCAUGGAAAUUUUACUUUACUGCUUCAUUGCUUCCAAUUACCUCUGUCUCAGUGACUGCUGUUCAUUCAAAGAAUGGAUAAUUCCUGUUCAGUGUAGUUAAACAGAACAGUGUUAGAAAUAAAUUGGCAACAACUAGGUAAACAAAAAGGGCUAACACAUUUUGAUGCAUGCUAGAUCUCACUAUAUUUUGUAGACUUCUGCUGUUGUUUUUAAGGAAAUUAGCUAUUGGAAGGUAAUUAUCUUUAUUAAGCUGCCUGAUACAGACUUGAGGUAAUAUAAACUCCAAUUAAUAGGAGAAAUUAAAUAAUAGGACUGUAAUGUUUUAUUAGCAAGACAAUGUUGUUGCUAAAUGCUAAUUUAGUUUGUUGCUAAAUGCUAAGACUUUCCAGUGAUGUGAGUUUCUUCAUCAAAGAGAACAAAUGCAACUGCCUGAAGAGCUAAAUUUUUGAAAGAACAAAAGUGGUUAGGCUGCUAUCUGGGAAAACAAGCAAAAAGAGAUGCAGCUAAAUACUUCUGAUUUCUCUGUAGAUUGACUAACUAAAUGUUCGCUUACUGAACAAUGCUGUAAAACUAAGACGUGUGCUUCUUUAGCCAUGCCAUAUACAAAAUCUAUAUUUAGUUUGAAUCAUUCAUUUAUAGAUAGGGUAACUUUGUCCAGACUGUCUACCACAGAAUACUAUUUUUCUCAAUGAAAGUAAAAUUAAUUCUCAACAAAUACAGCCAACCACAUUUCCCCCUAACCUGUUACUUUCCUGAUGUGCUGUGAUUAAAAUUCCCAGAGUUCUCAGCCAUUGACUAAUCAUCUCAACAGCUCUAGGCGGGGGAAGGCCGGCUGAAUAGAUGAAAGCUGCCAUUUACUGUAGGAAAUGUUUUGGAUAUAGCCCAGUUUGUUUUAAAUUCCAAUUGAAUAUGAUACAAUAUCAUCCACAUUAAAGUUAGCAGUAUUUAAUACACAUUUUCUGUAUAACGACUUAUAAGAUUAACAUUUCAAUAAUUACAUGGUGGAAAUUUGAAAUAAACUUUGGAACAUUAUUCUUUUUAAAAAGUUCUUGUAUAUAGUACUAAGGCUGUACAGAAGUCAGAAGGAAACAUUUUCUUGAACUAGCACUUCAUAGCCAAUGCUCUAUUUAUGAUUAAUUUAUUAAACACAUACAUCUGUUUAUUUUGUUACUGUAUUUAUACUUAAAGGUAUAUUUAUGUAUUCCACUUUUGUCUUUUUUAACACUGGAUAAAAUGUAGUGGAUUUUUGUAAUCUUAAA
Molecule: messenger RNA, 2347 nt
Organism: Candoia aspera
Lineage: Eukaryota; Metazoa; Chordata; Lepidosauria; Squamata; Candoiidae
Gene: FGF19
Product: fibroblast growth factor 19
Exons: 3
Coding region: 139-816 (225 amino acids)
Biological process (GO): positive regulation of gene expression; animal organ morphogenesis; cell differentiation
Cellular component (GO): extracellular region; cytoplasm
Molecular function (GO): fibroblast growth factor receptor binding; growth factor activity
Source: RefSeq, a predicted model, not a curated record